Molecule: messenger RNA, 570 nt
Organism: Phytophthora infestans T30-4
Lineage: Eukaryota; Oomycota; Peronosporomycetes; Peronosporales; Peronosporaceae
Product: secreted RxLR effector peptide protein, putative
Exons: 1
Coding region: 1-570 (189 amino acids)
Source: RefSeq, a predicted model, not a curated record
AUGCGCGUCAGCUCUUAUCUUCUCGUCGUCGCCGCUUCCUUUCUUGCUAGCUGCGAUGGGGUCUCAGCCACUAGCCGGACCAAGUUAUCGGCCGCGAGCCCAGCUGAUGUGGAGCCGUCGGUGGAUGUUGGCCCAGCGAAGAGCGUAAGAUUCUUGCGAGGCAAACUCGAGCAGCCAGCCCACGCCCAGGACACUCCAGAAGAAGAGAGGUCGAUUCCAAGUUUUAAGCUUAUCGACGAUGUGCUGCAGAAGUACAAAGUAGACAUGAGCGCGGUGAAGAGGCUACAAGCUACCCAAAGCGGAAACGUGAACAAGCUGGUCCUGGACGUCAACGGCAAGUUAAAGACGUUCACUGACGUUGACAUUAAGUACCUGCGCCAGAAGCUGAAGAACCCGGAUAUCAAGGGCCACCUCCAGGCAUGGAAAAAGGCAGAGGCAAACCCUGUAGUUCUUUCGGAGCGAUUGAGGAAAGCUGGUUUUGCCAAGGACAGUACCGUUAUGGAGGCCCUCGGUAUUUACAAGGCCCAAAUGCUGAGAAAAAAUAAGCUGCUGACUUUGAAGAACCCGUAA